Messenger RNA from Chrysochloris asiatica (Cape golden mole), 4051 nucleotides. It is a transcript of the gene RTN4, whose product is annotated as reticulon 4. The coding region runs from base 128 to 3721 and encodes 1197 amino acids. The record is from RefSeq and is a predicted model, not a curated record. Gene Ontology annotation, biological process: neuron differentiation; brain development; endoplasmic reticulum tubular network formation. Lineage: Eukaryota; Metazoa; Chordata; Mammalia; Afrosoricida; Chrysochloridae. Gene Ontology annotation, cellular component: postsynaptic density; neuron projection. The transcript is spliced from 9 exons.
CAGGUCCUUCAACUCAGUCGGUCCGGCCCCUCUCGGUCCCUCCCAACCCCCACAACCACCCUCGACUCGGAGGAGAAGCGGCCCCGGCGGCGGCAGCAGCUACAGCAUCAUCUCCAACCCGCCAGCCAUGGAAGACAUGGACCAGUCGCCUCUGAUCUCCUCGUCCUCGGACAACCCGCCUCGGCCGCAGCCCCAGUUCAAGUACCAGUUCGUGAGGGAGCCCGAGGACGAGGAGGAAGAGGAGGACGAAGACGACGAUGAGGACGAGGAUCUGGAAGAGCUGGAGGUUCUGGAGAGGAAGCCGGCCGCCGGACUGUCGGCGGCUCCGGUGUCCGCUGCCCCCGCAGCCGGCGCGCCCCUGCUGGACUUCGGAAAUGACUUCGUGCCCCCAGCGCCCCGGGGGCCUCUGCCGGCGGCGCCCUCCGCCGCCCUGGAGCGGCAGUCGGUCUGGGACUCGAGUCCGGCGUCGUCGACGGUGCUCUCGCCGUCCCUGCCAUCCGCUGCCGCAACCUCACCCUCCACGCUCCCCGAGGACGACGAGCCCCCGGCCCGGCCUCCACCUCCUCCCCCGGCCGGCGUGAGCCCCCAGGCUGAGCCCGCGUGGACCCCGUCCGUCCCGGCUCCCGCCGCGCCCCCCUCCACCCCGGCCGCGCCCAAGCGCAGGGGCUCCUCGGGCUCUGUGGAUGAGACACUCUUUGCUCUUCCUGCUGCAUCUGAGCCUGUGAUGCACUCCUCUGCAGAAAAAUGUAUGGACUUGAAGGAGCAGCCAGGUAACACUGUUUCGGCUGGCCAAGAGGAUUUCCCAUCUGUUCUGCUUGAAACUGCUGCUUCUCUUCCUUCUCUGUCUCCUCUCUCAGCUGCUUCUUUUAAAGAACACGAAUAUCUUGAUAAUUUAUCAACAGUAAUACCCACCAAAGAAACACUUCAAGAAACUUCAAAUGCAGCUUCUAAAGAGUUGUUAGAGAAGUCAAAAAACCCAUUUUUAGAUAGAGAUUUAACAGAGUUUUCAGAAUUGGAAUAUUCACAGAUGGGAUCAUCAUUUAGUGGCUCUCCAAAAGCAGAGUCUGCCAUCAAAGUAACAGACCCAAGGGCAGAAGUAAUUGUGAAGAAUAAAGAUGAAGAAGAGAAUUUAGUUAGUAAUAACAUCCUUCAUAAUCAACAAGAGCUACCUGGAGCUAUCACUGAAUCAGUUAAAGAGGACAGAGUUCUUUCUCCAGAUAAUACAAAGGAUAGUGAUGAAAAAGGAAUUUCAGUAGGAUUUCAGGGAACUCCUAUGAGGGAAGAAUAUGCAGAUUUCAAACCAUUUGAGCGAGUGUGGGAAGUAAAAGAUACUUGUAAUGAAGAUAGUGGUUUGGUGGCUUCUGGGAAUAAGAGAGAGAGCAAGAUGGAAAGUAAAAUGACUAAGAAAUAUUUUACAGAUAGCCUUGAACAAAUAAAUCAUGAAAAAGACAGUGAAAGCAGUAAUGAUGAUGCUUCUUUCCCCAGUACACCUGAAGCUAUUAAAGGUGGCUCAGAGGCAUAUAUCACAUGUGCUCCUUUUAACCCAGCAGCAACCAAGAGCACUGCAAUAAAUGUGUUUCCUUUGUCAGAAGAUAACACUUUAGAAAAUAAGACAGAUGAAAAGAAAAUAGAAGAAAAAAAGGCCCAAAUUGUGACAGCAAAGAACACUAACAUCAAAACGUCGAAUCCUUUCUUUGUAGCAACUCAGGAUUCUGAGACAGACUAUGUCACAACAGAUAACUUGUCAAAGGUGACAGAAGAAGCAGUGACAAAUAUGCCUGAAGGUCUAACCCCAGAUUUAGUACAGGAAGCAUGUGAAAGUGAACUGAAUGAAGCUACGAGUACAAAAAUUGCUUAUGAAACAAAAAUGGACUUGGUCCAGACAUCAGAAGCUGUACAGGAGUCACUGUACCCUGCAACACAGCUUUGCCCGUCGUUUGAGGAAGCUGAAGCUACUCCUUCUCCUGUUUUGCCUGACAUUGUUAUGGAAGCACCAUUAAGUUCUAUAGUUUCUGGUGCUGGGACUUGUGCAGUCCAGCUCAGUUCAUCACCAUUAGAAGCUCCUCAUUCAGUGACUUACGAAAAUGUAAAACCUGAGUCUGAAAAUCCCCCACCAUAUGAAGAGGCCAUGAAUGUCUCACUGAAAAAGACAUCUGGAGUAAAGGAUGAAGUCGAAGAGCCUGAAAGUCCCAGUGCAGCUUCUCAAGAAACAGAAGCGCCUUACAUAUCUAUUGCUUGUGAUUUAAUUAAGGGAACAAAGCUCUCUACUGAACCAACUUCUAAUUUUACUAAUUAUUCAGAAAUCGCAAAAAGUGCACAGCCAGUGCCCGAUCAUUCUGAGCUAGUUGAAGAUUCCUCACCUGAUUCUGAGCCCGUUGACUUAUUUAGUGAUGAUUCGAUACCUGAAGUUCCUGAAAAGCAAGAUGAAGCUAUGGUGCUUGUGAAAGACUAUCUCACCGAAACGUCAUGUGCACCAAUGAUAGAGCAUGAAAAUAAGGGAAAACUUACUGCUUCACCACAAGAGGGGGUAAAGCCAUAUUUAGAAUCUUUUCAGCCCAAUUUAGAGUCUUCAAAAGAUACAUUAGCACCUGAUGAAGGUUCAGCAUUGACCAAAAAGGAGAAAAUUCCUUUGCAGAUGGAGGAGCUCAAUACUACAGUUUAUUCAAAUGAUGGCUUAUUUAUUUCUAAGGAAAUGCAAGUAAGAGAAAGUGAAACAUUUUCAGAUUCAUCUCCCAUUGAGAUUAUAGAUGAGUUCCCUACCUUUUCCGGUUCUAAAACUGAUUUUUCUCCUCAAUUGGCAAGAGAGUAUACUGACCUAGAAAGAUUGUGCAAAAGUGAAAUUGCUGAUGUCCAGGAUAGAGCUGGGUCAUUGCCUUGCUCAGAAUUACCCCAUGACCUUUCUCUCAAGAAUAUACAGCCUAAAGGUGAAGAUAAAAUCCAUGUCUCAGAUGAAUUUGCCAAAGACAGGUCUGAUAUAUCAAAGGUACCCUUACUGCCUCCAGCUGUUUCUGCUUUGGCCACUCAACCAGAGAUAGGCAGUGUAGUCAAACCCAAAGUUCUUGUGAAAGAAGCUGAGAAAAAAAUUUCUUCUGAUACAGAAAAAAAGAACAGAUCACCAUCUGCUAUAUUUUCAGCAGAGCUGAGUAAAACUUCAGUGGUUGACCUCCUCUACUGGAGAGACAUAAAGAAGACUGGAGUGGUGUUUGGUGCCAGCUUAUUCCUGCUGCUUUCCUUGACAGUAUUCAGCAUUGUGAGUGUAACGGCCUACAUUGCAUUGGCCCUGCUCUCUGUGACUAUCAGCUUUAGGAUAUAUAAGGGUGUGAUCCAAGCUAUCCAGAAAUCAGAUGAAGGCCACCCAUUCAGGGCAUACUUGGAAUCUGAAGUCGCCAUAUCUGAGGAGUUGGUUCAGAAAUACAGUAAUUCUGCUUUUGGCCAUGUGAACUGCACAAUAAAAGAACUCAGACGUCUCUUCUUAGUUGAUGACUUAGUUGAUUCUCUGAAGUUUGCAGUGUUGAUGUGGGUGUUUACCUAUGUUGGUGCCUUGUUCAAUGGACUUACACUACUGAUUUUGGCCCUGAUUUCACUAUUCAGUGUUCCUGUUAUUUAUGAACGGCAUCAGACUCAGAUAGAUCAUUAUCUAGCACUCGUGAAUAAGAAUGUUAAAGAUGCUAUGGCUAAGAUCCAAGCGAAAAUCCCUGGAUUGAAGCGCAAAGCUGAAUGAAAAGUCCAGAAUAAUUAACAAUACGAAUUCAUCUUUAAAGGGGAUAUUCAUUUGUCACAUGGGGGAGGGCCAGGGAAGACUGCACCCUUGACAUUGCAGUGCAGUUUCACAGAUCUUUAUUUUCAGCAAUGCAGUGUUUGAGGAAAAAUUGUCUUGACUGCCCUGUGUUCAUCAUCUAAGGUAUUGUACGCUGCUCUGUAUGGAUUUAAACCGUGAUUAUAUUUGUUUUUCUUGUGUGAGGCACUGGUGAAAGAGCUGAGGAGGCUGUAUAUUAUUACACUUUGUCACAGGUAGUCUUGCUGUGUUUGGAGAAGUCGCAGAGAAGGUGGA